UAUCUGUUCUUAUCCGCCAUCAAAAAUGUACUCGCUUCCUCUGGACGGUGGUGAGUACCAUGGUCCUCUUGAUGGAACUGACCUUCCCGGCGACGCCUGUUUGGUCUUAACCACUGACCCCAAACCCCGUCUCCGGUAGACUGCUGAGCUCCACGAGAGGUUCGUUGACGCUGUCUCGCAGCUCGGCGGUCCCGAUAAAGCGACGCCCAGAACUAUCAUGAGAACAAUGGGAGUGAAAGGUCUGACUCUCUACCACCUCAAAUCACAUCUUCAGAAAUUUCGGCUAGGGAGGCAAGCUUGCAAAGAAUCAACUACUGACAACUCCAAGGAUGCUUCUUGUGUUGGCGAGAGUUAGCAAGACACAGGUUCAUCUUCUUCAUCAUCAUUGAGAAUGGCAGCGCAAGAGCAGAACGAGGGUUACCAAGUCACUGAAGCUCUACGCGCUCAGAUGGAAGUCCAACGAAGACUACACAAGCAAUUGGAGGUGCAACGAAGGCUCCAGCUUAGGAUAGAGGCACAAGGAAAGUACCUGCAAUCGAUUCUUGAGAAAGCUUGCAAGGCCUUUGACGAGCAAGCUGCUACUUUUGCUGGCCUUGAGGCAGCUAGGGAAGAGCUAUCAGAGCUAGCCAUCAGAGUCUCCAAUAGCACAAGAGUCCCUUUCUUCGACGCAACAAAGAUGAUGAUGAUGCCAUCUUUGUCCGAGCUUUCAGUAGCAAUAGACCACAAAACCAACAUUACAACCAACUGUUCAGUAGAAAGCCCUUUGACUUCCAACACCAAUGGUAGCUCGAUUUCUGCUGCAUCGAUGAAGAAGCGACACCGUGAUAUGGGCCUUGGGUAUGAAGCAGGGUGGCCUAAUAGUAGUACCAUUGGUUAAAGCUUUAGAUUAAGGUAGAGAGAGACUUCUUUACUUGCUUUGGAGGGGAUUGUAUUAUUCUGAUACAAAACUUGUCAUAUAUAUAUUUGAUGUUGAAGCUUUAGUGAUUCCUUA
Molecule: messenger RNA, 991 nt
Organism: Brassica oleracea var. oleracea
Lineage: Eukaryota; Viridiplantae; Streptophyta; Magnoliopsida; Brassicales; Brassicaceae
Product: myb family transcription factor APL
Exons: 6
Molecular function (GO): DNA-binding transcription factor activity; DNA binding
Source: RefSeq, a predicted model, not a curated record